CCCUCCCAGCAUCAUUACGCGCGCCUUGGCUUUCUUGCCUUUGCUCUUCUUCUUCCUCCUCUGCCUCAGUGACUUUCUGCCUUUACUCUUCCUCUCCCCACUCCUCUCCUUGCUCUGCCUGUCUUCCUCCUUUCCCUGGAGCUGCUGAGGAUGACCCCCAGAGCCCCCAGAAGCAGGGACCCUUUGGAGCUGCUCCUCUUGGGCGCAUGGCUGGCCCUGCUGCUGCUGCUGGGCUCCUGCUCAGGCAACUCUGGUGUAUCAACAGCUGUUAACAUUACCUGGUCAUCCAUCAAUUUUAAGACACUACUGCUUUGGGAACCUGAGCCAACCAAUUACGUUUAUACAGUAGAAAUAGAUGGGCAGCUAUCCGAUCGAAAGAAAGCCUGUAUUCAUACCAGAAAUACUGAAUGUGAUGUUACGAACCUGCUGAAGAAUGUAAAAGAUAGCUAUGUUGCUCGCAUAUACUCUGAAGUGCCAUACCAGAAUGAUGAUUAUAAUACUCCUCCUUAUGAAGUCUCUCCAUCAUUCACACCUUAUGCACAGACUGAGAUUGGAAUCCCAACCAUCAAACAAUUUGAACAGAUAGACAAAACUUUGAUAAUAGAGAUAUUGGAUCCACUAACACCUUACAGAUUUGAGAAUGGAAGCUUCCAAACUAUCAGGGACGUAUUCAAAGAUGAUCUAGAAUAUACAGUGUACUACUGGAAAGACCAAAGUUCAGGAAAGAAGUGGUCGACCAAAAGAAGCAACCAGUUUGAACUGAAUGUCGAUGAAGGGGAAAACUACUGUUUCUAUGUCCAAGCAACUGUUAGAUCAAACUCAAAGAGCCGUGACAGUCCAAAAAGCAUGGAUAGAUGUACUAGCAUUAAAAGGGAGGAAUUGGACAGACUUGACUUAGACACAAUUCUUAUCAUAGCAGCUGUUGCAGCUGGAGUCAUCGUUCUUGUUAUAAUUUUGUCUGUGGUUGCAUAUAAGUGCACAAGGCCGAAAGCAACAAAAAAAGAGAACAUACCUCCAAAUCUGUAGAGAGAAAAAGCUCAAGCCUUCAAAGUGCUGAUGGCACGAAAUACUCUCCUCUCACCUGUGGAAGCAAUUGUGACUGACUCCUUACAUCAGAUGACUUCUACUGUUUCUGUGAAACAUUCCUUAUAACACUACUUCAAAAACUUCAUUUGAGUCUGCCAGGGACAACUGCGUGCACUGUUUAAAAUAUAUUAAUUGACAGAGGUGGUUAAAGUGCUACUGUUUCUUCUGCACUUUGGGUAUAUUUUUAUAUCAUGGUACGGGUUUUAUAACAUAAGAAAAGCCUUUCAUUGAAGCUUGACAGACUUCAUAUAAGGUUUUAUGGUGUCCGAUCAAUAUUAAACACUAGAAUAUGCCAGGUCCAGGUACAUGCUAUUCAUUUUUAAACUGGAAAGUUCACUGUUUUGAAACAGAUUUCUAGAAAAAUUUUCAGAGCAAUAACUCAUUAUUGGCAGCCAUGUUGAAUUAAUAGGUAUCAUAACCUAUACAUUUUAAUUUAUGUAUUAGGAUUUAGCACUUUACCGGCUAAUAACUGCUGGACAGAGACAGACCUAAUUUAUUUAAAUGGCAUAUGUCUGUACAUGUAGGUGAUGUGAUUUUGAGGUUCUUCAUGGUACAACAAUCAAUGUUAAUAUAUUUAUGAUUUUUAAUAAAGGGGAUAUAUAUUUGUAUAUUUUGCAUUAACUUA
Sceloporus undulatus (fence lizard) is the source of this 1711-nucleotide messenger RNA. RefSeq names its product coagulation factor III, tissue factor (gene F3). The transcript has 6 exons. Bases 151 to 1026 code for a protein of 291 amino acids. The record is from RefSeq and is a predicted model, not a curated record. NCBI's taxonomy places the organism in Eukaryota, Metazoa, Chordata, Lepidosauria, Squamata, Phrynosomatidae. Gene Ontology annotation, biological process: blood coagulation. Gene Ontology annotation, cellular component: membrane. Gene Ontology annotation, molecular function: protein binding.